CCCCAGUAGUGAAGCAAAAGAUUUAAUUUCGCGUAGUGUUACUGUAUCGAUUUCGAUUCCAUGUAAUAGCAAGGGUAAUAAUAAUGUAUUUUAAAGCGUAGUCUGUGUAGCGAAUGUGACCGGCGCAAAGUCUAGUUUAAACGUUAUCCAGAUCCCAUGAUGUCGCCUGUAACUUGUACCCUCGUCUAUAAUGUGCUGAACUUAAACGAUCCAAACGUCGUAACCUUUGUUUUUCAUUUUCAGGCUGUUUUUUUUUUACUAAACUUGAAUUUACUAUAUUGUCCAAUUGAAUAGUUAAUUAUCUAAAUUGUGCAUUUCUGAAAAUGCAUUAUGCCGUGGAGAAUGAAGUGAUUUUAGUCGAAGAUGAUUGGGAACAGCAAAUAGCGAAGUCCACAACCGCACCAAUUGUUUGUCCCGGCCCAAGUCAAAGACGCCGAGCAAGCAAGCGUUCCCGCAACGGCAAGGUCAUAUCAAGUCAGGAACCAACGGAAGCUGUCCAUGCUGGCAGCGUCCUCACGUUUGGGCAUCCUGCAAGUAACGGAUCGAUGCCUAUAACAGACUCAAUAAUUGUGGAUGGGCAGGAUGUGUUUAUAAUACAAGAAUUAGAGGAAGAUAGUUCACAACAGAUGCCUGUGUUUGAAUUACAAACUGAUGGCGAAAUAGCUAACUUCCAGCCAUCAGACGAAGAGACGAUAUCGAUGAAAGAUGUCGACCCGCUAGAGUUAUCAGAUAUUUGGAACGAUCUCAUUACUGCCAACCAAGAAAUUCUAAUCCUUCUAGAACUGCAAGAUUUAAAACAUCACAUAGUAGAUGCUCGGUGUAUUGAGGAUCAAAUGAAAAAUAUGGUUUGUGAAUAUUGCCCUCAAGUUUUUUCCAAUAACCGGAUUUGGAAUCAGCACAUAAAGAAGGUACACUUCCAGACCGAGCUCUUCGAGUGUGAUUGCUGCGAUGGCAAGUUUGAAUAUUUUUCUCGAUUUAAAGAUCACCUUAAUGGGCACACCGGACAGCGACCUUACCAAUGUGACGAGUGUAACCAUCAGUAUGCCUUUCGUAUUGGCUUUUUGGUGCACAAAAUUUUAGAGCACAUGAAGUUGCACGGUGUUUAUGUGUGCCCCAAAUGCAAUUUGGAUUGUAAGAAUGCUCAGCAUUACAAAUUACACAUAGCAAAACACAUUGAUUUUACACCACACAACAAUCCUGGAACAGCUGUUCCACUGGAUGGUUCUCGAACGUCAUUCAAACGAAACAGUCAAACAAAGGAACCAGUAUUGCACGCCCAAAACAGUGAACAAAACAAAUUUCUCAAUGUGUAUGAAAGUUUUUCUAAAGAAUUAAAAAAAGUAGCUCCAGUGGUUGAGAAAGUACGUAAACGUAAAGCGUAGAUUGGUAAGUUUUCAUACAGGAAUUGUCCUAUCGUCGGGUGAAAUUCCCAAAUAAUCUUCAAUACUACAUCUUCAAAGUUGCAAAGAAAGCGAUUUUCUUUUAUAAAUUGUUCGUUUGUCAACCAAUAGGCUGUAAAUAAAAAUAACUCUAAAUAUAAUAUUUAUCUAA
Molecule: messenger RNA, 1551 nt
Organism: Wyeomyia smithii (pitcher-plant mosquito)
Lineage: Eukaryota; Metazoa; Arthropoda; Insecta; Diptera; Culicidae
Product: myoneurin
Exons: 2
Coding region: 324-1382 (352 amino acids)
Biological process (GO): regulation of transcription by RNA polymerase II
Molecular function (GO): DNA-binding transcription factor activity; RNA polymerase II cis-regulatory region sequence-specific DNA binding
Source: RefSeq, a predicted model, not a curated record